Messenger RNA from Sclerotinia sclerotiorum 1980 UF-70, 1188 nucleotides. RefSeq lists its product as hypothetical. The transcript has 3 exons. The record is from RefSeq and is a predicted model, not a curated record. NCBI's taxonomy places the organism in Eukaryota, Fungi, Ascomycota, Leotiomycetes, Helotiales, Sclerotiniaceae. The coding region runs from base 1 to 1188 and encodes 395 amino acids.
AUGCCUUCCUUUGCUGAAACUCCAACAGCCGCAAACAUCCAAACCGCAUUUCAGUUGCAGCAUCUAGUAGAGGCUGGUCACAAGAAUGCAAGUUGUAUUGAUCAAGAGACACUUAAAGUUAUCAAAUCCAUUACCGAUGCCCAACCAGGAAAAGAUGCAACAUCCCUACGCACACCAGAAUGGGCAAAUACAAAAGAAGGCUUUCAGAAAAAAGUUUCCUCAUUCUUAGAAGGACUUGCAGAAAAUCUUAAAGUUAAAGAACUCAACCUUUCAGAUGAAUCAGACGAUAGUGAAGAAGAUUCUGAUUUGCAAGAAGAAAGUGAAGAGGAGAGUGAAGGAGAAGGAGAAGAAGAAUAUGAUUCUGAAUAUGAUAGUGAUGAAUACACGGAAUCGGAGGAUGAACGUAAUACUUUGGAUCGAAUUAGUGAGGAUGAAGAUGAAGAUGAAGGGGCUGAGCCGAAGAAAUGUUUGGAUGCUAAGCUUGGUGAAGGAAUUAUCCUUCAUGAAAUAAUCGGUCGAAAAGUAGCCCGCUAUGGAAACAAAGUCCUAAAGUCAGGACGAAAUCUCCGUCUCUCCGAAGCAGACGCUAUGCGCUACAUCGCAACCCACACCAGUAUUCCCGUACCCCGCGUCUUGGACGCCGUCACCGAUGGAAAACUAACCAGUAUAACCAUGGAAUACAUCGAAGGGGAUCGACUCGACAAAAUCUGGAACUCCCUCGCGGAAGAACAAAAAACUACCAUAGUCUCUCAAAUCCACAAUUACCUCACCCAACUCCGCAACCUAACUGGAAAAUACAUCGGCGGUAUAAAUCGCACCCCCGCUAUCGAUUCCCGCCGCUACGAUCUCGAAGGAGGCCCUUUUACAUGCGAAGCCCAAUUCAACGAUUUCCUCCUCUCGGAUGCUUAUCCCCAAGUUCCCAAAUGUUUCCUCACGAUGGCGGAGAAUUCUCUGCGGACUAAUCAUUCUAUUGUUUUCGCGCAUGGGGAGUUAGCACCGAGGAAUAUUUUGGUGAGAGAGGGAUAUGUGGUUGCGGUUCUCGAUUGGGAAUAUGCGGGUUGGUAUCCGGAGUAUUGGGAUUUUGUGAAGAGUUUUAAUGCGUUGGAUGCUAGGUGUGGGAGUUGGUAUGAUUGGGUUGGGAAGGUUUUUCCGGUGGCCUGGGAGCAGGAGUUUAUGAAUGAUCGAUAG